Messenger RNA from Malus domestica (apple), 816 nucleotides. RefSeq lists its product as uncharacterized. The record is from RefSeq and is a predicted model, not a curated record. NCBI's taxonomy places the organism in Eukaryota, Viridiplantae, Streptophyta, Magnoliopsida, Rosales, Rosaceae.
AUGGGAUUUAUAAUGUCUCAAUCUCACACAAGUCUAUUUGUGAAGUAUGAUGGAGUUGAUGUGGUUAUAUUACUACUCUAUGUGGAUUACAUAAUCCUAACUGGUUCUAAUUCAGAGAAGGUGCAAGCAGUCAUUACAGAUCUACGGGAUGUGUUUGACCUUAAAGAUAUAGGCAAACUGUCAUAUUUCUUGGGACUGCAGGUUAAGUACAAAGCAAAUGGGGAUAUAUUCCUCAACCAAUCUAAAUAUGCUAAAGACUUGUUGCACAAAGCAAGUAUGGAUAAUUGUAAGCCGGUGAAUACACCUUGUCGACCACACACUCAGUUUCUUGAUUCAGAAGGAACACCUAUAACUGAUCCUACUUUAUAUCAGAGUUUGGUAGGAGCACUACAAUAUCUUAGAUUUACAAGACCCGAUUUGGCAUAUGUUAUCAAUGCUGCUUGUCAAUAUAUGAACAAUCCCACUGUUGUACACUAUGAUUUGCUCAAAAGGAUUUUGUGCUAUGUGCAAGGCACUAUUAACUAUGGUCUGACUUAUUCAGCUGCAGCAGAUAACUCCCUUAUAGCUUUCUCAGACUCAGAUUGGGCAGCUGAUCCUAAUACUCGAAGAUCAGUCACUGGAUUUGUUGUUUAUUUGGGACAUAAUCUAAUCUCUUGGCAAUCUAAGAAACAAUCUUUAGUUUCAAGAAGCUUAAUUGAAGCCGAGUAUAAAUCCCUUGCUCAUUGUGUUGCUGAUAUUACUUGGAUUCAGAAUCUGUUGCGGGACUUACAUCAGUUUAUGUCUGAACCUCCUCUUAUCCAUUGUGAUAACUUGUGA